GAAAAGAAAAGGGUAGGUCUUGCAAAACAAGCAAACGAAAUGGAAAUAAAAAACAGGGGGAAGAAGAGAGGAGGGGGAUAGGCUGCGACACAGAAGCAACUGGUGUCGUCCAACUGGAGUCGUUCCAAAGGCAGCAAAUUCGCGCGAGAGGAGUUAGAGACGGAGCAAAAACUAAAAAUACAGUCGGUGUACAGUGAGGCGCGUGCGGGACAUGACGAUGCGCGAGGAUCCGAUGAGGACUGCGGAGGACAAGUCUUCGCCGACCCAUCGAGAGGAUGAUCCCGAGAACGGGAAUCAUCGUCAGCAAGAAAGAACUAUUUGGACUUUUAAUUGUGUUCAUUGGUUACGUUCUGCUGGGCGGCCUCGUCUUUAUGCUUCUUGAGAGCCCCCUGGAGGAGAAACUCAGAAAAGAAAUCGAAGAUCUUAGAAAUGAAUUCCAAGAUAAGUUGGAUCGCCUGGGCGACGGCAACGUGACGAGAGAUGAAAUGGAGAGCUUAAUGCUCCGGCUGGCCUCCGCCCACAGAAUGUCCUUCACUGAUGAGUCAGGGAAUGACACGCACAGCAACUGGAGUUUCGGCAACUCAUUCUUCUUCGCUAUCACAGUCGUCACCACCAUAGGUUAUGGUCAUCUUUCACCCUCUACCACAGAAGGUCGUCUCUUCUGCAUUUUAUACGCAACCAUCGGGAUACCUCUCACGGGCAUCGUGCUAGCGGCCAUCGGCGGCCACUACAGUCAAAGGCUCGUCAAAGUCUUCCAGAAGGCGAGGAAGUCCAGAAACUCGAGACUGACCCUCGUCUUCUCUGCAGCCAAGUGCCUCAUUCCGUGGCUGUUUGUCUUCCUCGUGGUACCAGCAGGGUUCUUUGUGUGGCUGGAGCAAUGGUCAUUUGUAGAUAGUUUUUAUUAUUGCUUCAUCACCUUGUCCACAAUAGGAUUUGGAGAUUUCGUAGCUGGGAACUUCGAGGGAGACUACGUGGGUUUCUACAAAACUUUCGUUGUGCUCUGGAUCAUAUUUGGACUGGGCUACCUCGCUAUGAUUCUCAAUUACAUCUCUCGCAUGAUGAGAUGUAAGCAAAUAAGAAGAGUGGAAAGGAAACUGUCCUCCAGCAUUUACCAAACGCAGCAGAGGAUGGGACAGAGGUUGGACGAGGUUUACCAGAUUUUGCAUGAUGUGUCCAGGAAUCGGACAAGCAGGCCACGCAACAGGGUAGCAAUCAAAAGAAUGCAAUCUUUCCCAGCUCCAGAAAUCAAAGACCAAAACCACAAUACUAAAAUUCAAAAACUCCUUACCCUUGUCCAAACUCUAAAAGAAGAACAACCUCCUCCGAGACCACGUCGCCUCAGUCUGCCCCUUCCAGCCACUUCUGGACUCCAGCCCGCCAUUUAUGGCAGAGGUUCCCUCCAAGUGUUCUCCUCGUCAACUUUGAUCAAUGGACAAAAGGAAAAAGAAAAAGAACAAAUGGGGAACGGCUAUCAGAAGAAGCCCCACAAAUCUAUGAAACUUAUGGUUCCUGUGGAUCCCGAAAAGAUGCGUAUAAAAUCAGAUAAAAAGAAUCUGGAUUCACACAAAGACAGGCACCGCCCUCGGAGGCCGAGUGUAUCAGUGAUUGAUGUGAUAUCUGCAGAACCUCCCAUAGACAUCUCUAUUACCGGCAGGACGAUCAUAGAUAUGGAAGGCCUGCAGUGCACGCGUGUGUGAAUUUAUUUUGUUUUCUCUGUACAUAGUUUUUAUCCUAGAAAUUACUGGAUCCUUAAUAAAGGAUCUUUAUGAACAUUUAAUCGAUCCUUAAAGGUUUUCUGUUUGACAAAAUGAAAAUCUUGAUUUUCAUGUAAUUGAAGGAUUUUCGGCGAGGUUAAGUCUGGUAUCCGUUGGCGAAAUAUCUACAGAACUUCCCAUUGAUAUUUUCAUGAUGAAAUAUAGAUAUAGAAAAUGUGCAGUAACAUAAAUUCUGAAGUAAUCUGUGCAGAUUUUUUUUAUUCUGGGAACAUUUGUAUCUUCAAGAAGAUAUCCAUCAGGAUAUCUUAUCGAUCCUUAUAACGAUGCCUCAUAACAACCAAGAAAAAAAAUCUUCAUUCUUAAUGAGAUAGAUGUUGCCCGGAAUCUGGCAGUCAUUGGUGCCAUAUCUGUAGAUUUUUCCAAAUAUAAUGUGAAGAUCAUAGGUGAAAACGGUGCACAUAAAUAUGAAUAUAUUUCACGAUUUCUGUACAUAAAACUUUCUACUGGAAUCAUUUGUGUUCUUGAUAAAGUGUCCCGGUGAAUAUCUUAUACUUCCUUAAAGCUGUGCCUUUAUUACCUCAAAAUGCCACAUGGAAUGUCUUAAUUCGAGAAAGUUGUAUUCAUUAAUAGUUUAAGAACUGACUCGGUGGUACAGCCACCGAGAUUUUGCGAGCUUUUCAUUAAAAAUGCAACAAUGAAACAACAUCCAUUUCGAAUCUAGAUCGGCUGAGAAUAAUAUCAAAAUUUGACAUUUCUAUCCUUUUUAUGAACAAACGUUUUAUAAUCUAUUUUACAAUUCAACUAGUAUAGAAAUAUUGAAUUUAAAUGUUGAUUUUCUAUUCCUUAUGCUCAUGAUUCUUUUUCCUUUUUAAGAAAAUAUUAAAACAAUAUAAUAAGGUAGGCAUAAUAGUGAUUUGUAUAUAAAAAAAAUCAAUCAAACCUAAAUAGAGAAAAAAAAAUUAUUUGACAACUCAAUACUAGAGCCAAUUCCCGACACAGAAUGAAAAACCUAUCAGUAUUAUUUUCUUGUUUUCCUAAGUCAUUGAUGACUAUGAUAAUCAUUUCAUUUUGUUUUGGGAAUUAGUACUUGAAAUCUAAUCAAGUAUUUUAUCUGUAUAAAGAGGUGCAAUAAUUCAAGAAACAAUAUGCUGAACAAAUUUUUAAAAAUAAUAAUAAUAAUAAUUCUAACAAAGAUCAAGGAGGAAAAUUUUUUAAAGAUUUUUCCUUUACUUUAUUUUAUUUUAAAUUUAUUUAUUAUUUCCUUUAUUUUAUUUUAAAAUAAUUCUCGAAUUCACCCUGAAUAAUCCUUUUGUAAAAUUCAUAUUUAUCAGAAGUAGAUGCUGAUUGAUUGUUGCCAUUAAUUGAAUGGAAAAUUGUGGUAUCGCUCGUAAGUAUUACUGGAUCUCAUCUAGUGUGAAAUGAACAAAUAUGUUUUUCUGGAAUAGAAUUUGAAUCAUCUUAUAUAUAGAAUUUAUGGAAGUGUCUGCAUCAUUUUGGAAAGACAUCGUAAAUCAUCUAUUAUUUAUUUAGGAGAUCAUCAGAUCAUAUUACAACGAACAGGUGCUCAUCAUUCAUCCAUAAAUACCGGACAUAAUUCAGAUAAAAUAUGCUUUGGGUAUAUGAACUGGGAGUUUGUUUGUUUUUUGAGUGAACAAAGAUCUGACAUUUUCUCAUCAUUGUAGUUAAAUCAUCAUUCAACUUUCAUUAUUCACGGUGGUAUAUCAUUGUGAUUAUGACACAUAAUCACGAUAACAAAUAUACAUUGUAUAGUUGUCGAAAUGUGUUUACAUUGUGUGGAAGAUUGUAAUCUGUAGUUCAAAAAUUUUAUAUGUUUAUUUAUGAUGCUAAUAUUAUUUGUGGUGUGAAGAACCUUCUUCCAAGAUUUUCUACCCGAUGUAAAUGGAAAUAUACAGGAUUAUUCAUAAAAAAAGAGGCAAGUUUAAAACAUUUAUUUAUAAUGAACGAUAUUAGAUGGAGACGCAUGCCAUACAUCACUGGAUAGAGGAAAGUUCAAAGCUUUGUUCUAUGCAUUGAACAUCGAUUAUAUUUUUUAUGCGACAAAUAUCGAAUUAGAUGUCCAUUUAUUGCCACAUGUGAAGUAACUGUGUUUUUCACAUGUGGGGGUGAAACCUGGGUUUUUCACUCAUUGUUGUACCAAUUCGAUCUCGAAGAACAGCAGAUGCUGUAGCAUUUGUUACGAAAAUUCCAGUUUUCUGCUAGUGGAUUUCCAAUGAUUAGAAUUCGAAGGCAGCUCGGAUACAUUCAAUAUUUCCCCAUCUGGUGUGCGAAGACAAUCACUGCUUUCCUCCUUGAUUACGCAAUCAUUUUCCAGUAAUUUCUGGCUUCAUCUGUAAAUGGGUUUAUGAUGAGGCAGCUCUUGAAGAAAUGUUCGCUGCAAUGCAACAAUUGAUUCACACUUUGCAUACUGCAGCCCACAAAGUAACUCUUUCUGAGGCCAUUUUCUCAAAAAUAAAUAAAAGUGGAAUAAUAAAUACCAGGAUUAUCCAGGAAUGCAUAAAAUAAAGCUUUGAUCUUCCCUCUCUUCAUUGAUGUAAUAUAAGUGUUUCUCUCUAUUGCCGUUUAUAAGAAAUAAUUAUUUUAAAUCUACUUCUUUCUUUUUCUCUUUAUGAAUAACCCUGUAGAUAGACUAGAGUUAGUUAUGUUAGUAUCUUUCCACUGUGCCUAUUUGUGUGAAGGGAUUAUUCUUCAAAAGUUGCAGCGUGGUUAGCUCUAUUAUCAAUAAAAGGUAAGACAACACGUUUCUCAUCUAAAAAAUUGACAAGUCUUGUUCAUUUAGAAAUAACUCUUAUCUAUAGCUUUCACAUGUCUACUGCUCGCUCAAUGUUUUCUCGUGCAUUUAAGAUGUAACAAUCAAAUUAAAUUUCAAGCAUAUUCUGCAUUUUUUAACUAGCAUUACAUAAUGUGCAGAACCUAUUAAUUAAAUAUUUGAAACCUCUGUCAACAAAAACUAUUCUAACAACAGUGGAAUAAAAUACUUUCAUAGACCAUUUCAAAGGAAUUUUUUUAAAAAAUUAGGCCUCUUAAGAUUUAUGUUUAUAAUUUUGUUAAUUCAAUGUUAAAAGAAAUUUACACAAAUAGUUGAGUUAUGGAUAGAGAAGACUCCACUGCAAGGAAACAAAACUUCUAAUAUUGUUAUACGUUUACAUCUAAGGUGUAUUGCAUAUAAGAUUAUAUACAUAUAUACAUAAGCACUCUAUCUACAUACAUGAGAUUUUCUAAUACCACUUACGUUAGUUAUUUAACGACACUUAUAUCCGAGAUAUUGUUAACAGAAUAAAAGUCAAGACGGGAACAUAAAACAUAGCUAGUUAUAAAAUAGCAGUACGUAUUUAUUUCUAAGAUGAUUUCGUUUGACUCUGUUCAAGCAAUAAAAAAAUGUUUAAUCAAAUUAAAACACCCGAUAAGUAUACUUACAAAAUGAAGGUUCUUCAUGACAGAGAGAAACUGAACUUGACCACGAUGCAAUUCUGGAAAUCAAUUGAGGAGAUGAAAUUAACUAUUGCAGAGUUAGUACUAAUUUUUUCUCAAUGAAUAUAUGACAGUUAAUAAUUAAGAUUCUAUAAGAAUCUAAAACAUUGGAUAUUUGAAUUCAAGUUUGAUGACCAGUCAGGUCAAAGGUUGUGCAAAAUAAAAUUGGUUUGAAAGAAUCUAAAAAAAUACUACUACUACUACUUAUUAGCAUCUUUUGGUGUUACAUUUGUUACCGGUAAUGCAUGAAACGAUUAACAUUUCACACAUUUCUUGGAAAUUCUAUGGAAUGCCAAAUGACAAACUGGCAAAGUAUAAAGUAUAUCUCCAAUUUGUUUCAAAUAUCAAGUGGCCAAACUCAACACUCACCUAAGCCUCAAGGUUUGCCAUAUGCAUUUUAUUCAAGAGUGUCAAAACACGCUACUUUAUUUAAAAUAUGUAUUUAAAAAAUUAGGGUUUUUUUGUUUGCUGUGUCAAAAUAGAAAAUCAAAUUGUACUGUUAGACACUUGGUUAAUAGAACAUGUGACAACGAUUGGACGAUGAACUGCCCAUAGUUCGAGGCAAUACUGUAAAAGAAAAUUUGUUUUCAACUGAAAAUACUCAUCGGAAGGUAAUGAAUAAUGUAAAAAAAAAAAUCAAAAGAGUACUAACAAGGAGCUCUUGGAUUAUUGGUUGUUAAAUCUUUAUUGCGUGACGAUUAUGGAAAUUUUAUUUUUGAGAAAUGCGCGUCUUUUAAAGAAUAGCUUUAACAUUAUCUUAUUUCAUACUUUGCCUAACUAGCAUAUGCUUUUCUAUAGAAUGUUUUAUAUAUUAUAUAUGUUACGGUAUAUAAUAUAUAAACUGGUAAUUACAUAGAAUCACCGGAUUAAUCACAUUUACCGCAGCAUAUAUGUAGGACUCAGAAAUCACUACUAUUUUAGAACGCACAUUUAAUUACAUUUAGGACGAUUAGGACAUUUAGGAUAUAUAUACAUUAACAUAAAAGAAUUGAACAUUCAGUAGAUUUCGUCGAAUACGUCGCGUCUCGUCUCGUCUAGUCUCGUCUUUACUUCGUCCAGAUCCGUCUGAUCUGACACGUCUUUACUCUCGUCCAGAUCCGUCUGAUCUGCCACGUCUUUACUUCCCUCCAGAUCCGUCUGAUCUGCCACGUCUUUUCUCUCGUCCAGAUCCGUCUGAUCUGCCACGUCUUUACUUUCCUCCAGAUCCGUCUGAUCUGCCACGUCUUUUCUCUCGUCCAGAUCCGUCUGAUCUGCCACGUCUUUACUUUCCUCCAGAUCCGUCUGAUCUGCUCUCCGUCUAACCAGUGUCAACUCCGUCUAACAACCAGCAGAUGGCGCUCGUCACUACAUAUAUAAUGGCUAGAAAAAAAAACAGAAUUCAUAUUUCAUACUUUGCCUAAAAACGUCUGGCAGUCUAUAAAAUACCAGCGUUUCAUGCAAUACCUCUAACAUAUUUAUUGAAAUUACUGGCAUUAUAAUUUUGCGAAUGGUAUUAAUGAAACUAUCUCGAUAAUAACAAAUUUCAUAUAUUUCAGAAAUACGACAUCUGGAAAUAAUAAAGGUCGCUGAUUAAACCAUUAUUCUUUUCUCUUUUUGCUUAAGAAAAGAUUGAAUUUCAUAUCACCAGGAAACAUUAAUUUCAUAUCACCAGGAAACAUUAGGAUGUUUAUAAUAUAUCCGUUGUCUUCCCAGAAUGUGGAAGAUAAAGUAUUUUCUUAUAUAGUUCCUACACU
Molecule: messenger RNA, 6937 nt
Organism: Argiope bruennichi
Lineage: Eukaryota; Metazoa; Arthropoda; Arachnida; Araneae; Araneidae
Product: potassium channel subfamily K member 4-like
Exons: 6
Coding region: 276-1697 (473 amino acids)
Biological process (GO): potassium ion transmembrane transport; stabilization of membrane potential
Cellular component (GO): membrane
Molecular function (GO): calcium ion binding; potassium ion leak channel activity
Source: RefSeq, a predicted model, not a curated record